GAGAGGCGGCGGCGGCGGCUCGCCAUGGCUGAGGUGGAAGAAACACUGAAGCGGAUCCAGAGCCAAAAAGGAGUGCAAGGAAUCAUUGUUGUUAAUUCUGAAGGCAUUCCCAUCAAAAGCACUAUGGACAACUCCACCACCAUUCAGUACGCAGGCCUCAUGCACAGCUUCAUCAUGAAGGCGAGGAGCACCGUGCGAGACAUCGACCCCCAGAACGACCUCACCUUCCUGCGCAUCCGCUCCAAGAAGAACGAAAUCAUGGUGGCCCCAGAUAAAGACUACUUCCUGAUUGUCAUCCAGAAUCCAACUGAAUGAUUACACUGACUUGGUCUGUUCUUUUUUUUCUGUUUGUUUGUUUGUUUUUCCCUUUGCCCAACUGUUUUAUUUAAUUUAAUGGUAGAGAAUAGAGCAUUUAGUGUUAACUCUGCUGGGGCCACUUCAGUAAUGUCUGGAAAAAAACAAAAGCAGGUGGUUUUGUGGUUUACAAACAGAAAAAGUGUCUCUUUUUUUUUUUUUUUGUAUGUGUAUUACAAAUCCUUUGGAGGAGCAGUUGGUGAAUUAGAAUUGGGCAGCUGAAAAAAUGCAGCAGAUUCUUUUAAUGGCUGAGAAUACAACAAAGCUCUUAACAAUGUUCUGGGAAAAAAAAAUGUCCUUGGUAUGUUUCCAUGCUUCUGUCACCACUAUUUGAGGUAGACUUUAGUACUUUUGAAUGACUGUAAAUAUCAAACUUGCCUAUCCUCUAGUUCUGUCUCACUCUGUUCCUUUGGAGAAGUCUGACCAUAGUAAAUUAAAAAGUGU
Messenger RNA from Indicator indicator, 798 nucleotides. It is a transcript of the gene DYNLRB1, whose product is annotated as dynein light chain roadblock-type 1. NCBI's taxonomy places the organism in Eukaryota, Metazoa, Chordata, Aves, Piciformes, Indicatoridae. Gene Ontology annotation, biological process: microtubule-based movement. The transcript is spliced from 4 exons. Gene Ontology annotation, cellular component: centrosome; cytoplasm; cytoplasmic dynein complex. Gene Ontology annotation, molecular function: dynein intermediate chain binding. The coding region runs from base 25 to 315 and encodes 96 amino acids. The record is from RefSeq and is a predicted model, not a curated record.